AUGGAUCUGCAUUUGAGCGCCCAGGAUGUACCCCGCUGUGACCUGUGUGAGAGCGCCUUAGCCUCCACUCACUGUGAACUCUGCUACGUCAACCUUUGCAGGCCUUGUAUUGGUGAACAUAUCGGAGAUGAAUAUACCAAACAUAAAGUUGUCCCCUUCAGUCAGCGGAAAUCUACUUUGAUCUACCCAAUGUGUACAACUCAUGGCAGUCAGAGAUGUGAAUUUCAGUGCAAUCAGUGCAACAUGUUUGUUUGUUCACACUGUGUUUCGUCUGAAAUACACAAUGGGCAUACAUUCUCAAAUCUAUCUGAAAUCUACAAAUUCAAAAAAGAAAUAAUACAAAAGGAUAAAUGUGAAUUUGAAAGCAUUAUCUUUUCUACAUAUGAGGCCAUAAUUACAGAGAUAGAAUCUGGAGUUGCCAAAAUAGAUGGGGAAUAUGAAAACCUUUCAGAAGCAGUUAUAAAGCAAGGAGAAGAGUUGCAGAAAGAGAUUAAAAAUUCUGUAGAAGAAAUGAAUGGUGAAAUUAAAAAGAUGAGAACUAAACACGUUGAUAUUCUGCAUGAUCAUUUAGAAGAAAUGAGGAAGAUACGUUCAGAUAUUCAUCAAUCACUGGAAACUCUGAGAGAAGUCACAGAAUCAAAUGAUGUAGCCCUGGUAAUGGGAUUCAAAUCGCGAAACAAGGAAUUCUUUCGACUUCCUCAAAAAGUGGAAGUGACAGGGCCGAAGUUUGAUCCCAAAGAAAUAGACAGACAACAGGUUAACGAAGUAUUUGGGACUUUAUUACCUCUUUCAACUAGGUCAGUGGAACAUGGCUACACAGUAAAAAUGCCUGUCAAGCAUCUUCUGGAUGACCCAGAACUCAUUGGGGCUGUUGACACGGGGAGUAGGAAGUUGUACAGUGUUUCUUGUUACAGAGAUGUCAACAUCUGGGUUAGUGGAAGAUACAGCACCAUAAAGUGCUAUGACAACCAAGGAUCACUGAUAAAAUCAAUAGAAAUAAUAUCAGAUGCAUGGCCAAGUGAUAUAGCCGUGACAAGUAAUGGUUAUUUGGUUUACUCUGACUGGGCAACAGGGACAAUUAAGGAACGUCUCGUCUGUCCUUAA
Saccostrea cuccullata (small rock oyster) is the source of this 1104-nucleotide messenger RNA. Its product is annotated as E3 ubiquitin-protein ligase TRIM71-like. The record is from RefSeq and is a predicted model, not a curated record. The transcript has 2 exons. The coding region runs from base 1 to 1104 and encodes 367 amino acids. Gene Ontology annotation, molecular function: zinc ion binding. NCBI's taxonomy places the organism in Eukaryota, Metazoa, Mollusca, Bivalvia, Ostreida, Ostreidae.